Molecule: messenger RNA, 693 nt
Organism: Didymosphaeria variabile
Lineage: Eukaryota; Fungi; Ascomycota; Dothideomycetes; Pleosporales; Didymosphaeriaceae
Exons: 2
Coding region: 1-693 (230 amino acids)
Source: RefSeq, a predicted model, not a curated record
AUGGUGUUCUACAAGUCGACCGAGGAGUCAAAGAAUAUCCUACAGACGUUACUGGAGCUGUUCAACGAGCAUGAUGAUGAGCUUCCAAAAUCAAUCCGCCACAGGGCAGAGAAUGUCACAUUCGAGGCAAAAAGGACCUUACCCUACUUUCCCAUCCCCUUCAAGGAGACGGAGACUACAGCGGCACUGAAAGCUAUGGAAGCUUCUGUGGUUGCCGAAUUAGGUGAUCUCAAAGCUGGGAAAGAUGCACAAAGAGCCAUCAAGAUCGAUCUGGAGAAGACAACAGCUUUUCUUUUCCAAGCGUAUCUAGCUACGGUCGGAGGCAAAACCAAGCUGGAUCCAGAUGCUAAGAAACUUCUCAAAGAUACGGAUCUUCUACAGGCACAGUCUAAUCCGUAUCGCCGCAUGUCAGCAAAUCUGUACGAGACGAACAGACAAGGAGAAUAUUACCACAUACAUGGUUCACUGGAAGCAUCCAAGACGCUGGGCAUGAUCGGCCUGGAACCUUUUCGACCCGAUCUUGAGACACAUGAGGAAAUUGUCAGUACGAUAGAAGGUGCCGUCCGAAAAUUCACGACCGAGCAGCUCGAGGAGAUGAAUGCAGCUAACAAACAGGCUGGAAUUCCUGUGUUGAAACACGAAGACUUCUUGAAGACACCACAUGUAAGCUUGUUAACCGUAAUCUGGAAGUGA